Molecule: messenger RNA, 1787 nt
Organism: Zootermopsis nevadensis
Lineage: Eukaryota; Metazoa; Arthropoda; Insecta; Blattodea; Termopsidae
Product: translation initiation factor eIF2 assembly protein
Cellular component (GO): cytoplasm
Source: RefSeq, a predicted model, not a curated record
AAAGUUUAGCGGCCAAAAACGCUGGAACGCAGUAUACCUGCAUUGCUGCCUAUUGUCGUCCUGUGCUAUGGGUUCUGAUGCCGAUUAAAUCGACACAGACGUCUCGAGUUAGAAGUUGAGUUCUUGCAGUGUAUCAUUAGCACAUUGUUUCUUCAGUUGAUCCAGCUAGGCUGAGUAGUGGAAACAGGAUUAAUACGUUCAGCCAAAUUUCGCAUGCCGUGGUGAACUGUUGUCAUUGCUGUUUGAGUGCAUAUAGUGAGACUUCAAAAUGCUGAUACAGACAUCUGAUUUGGAAGCAUGUUCAUUUCAAAACUGGUAUCCCGUCUUCAAGGAUCAUACUAUAAAUUCGAUUAUAAUUUCAAUCUGCAAAGAUGUUGUCAGCUAUUUGUUAGAAGACUCAACUCUUGUUCUUCCGGUAGAAGUCUGUAGUAGUACUUCAAACAAAUAUUCUGAUCAUGAAGGUGAUUGUCUGGACUUUGACCAUGAUGAAGAAGCUCCCUCUGAAGUAAAGCAACCUAGUUUUCCUGCAUUCAGCAAAGCUCUGAAGGAUGGUAUCAACCAACUUGGAGGUGAAGUUUUCAUGAAGCUGAAUUGGAGUGCCCCAGUGGAUGCUGCAUGGAUAACACCUACAAAGUCCUUGAAAUGCACGACAAUUGAGGAUAUUUAUCUUCUCUUAAAGAGCUCUGAUUUACUUGUAAAGGAUUUGAUGUGUAGUAUGCAGCAGCAGCCUCCAAGAAGUGUGAACAGCUGCAUUGUUCUCAGGAAAUGGCAAAAUAUGGACCCAGGAAAUGAAUUCCGUUGUUUUGUAUGCAAGCAGCAAUUGAUUGCUAUUUCUCAGCGUGACUACAAAGUAUAUUAUGUUCACUUAGCUCAAAGUAAAUACCAGAUAAUGGAAGAAAUUGCCAAGUUUUUCAAGGAAAAGAUAAGUGGAAAUUUCCCUGUACCUAACUACACUUUUGAUGUUGUUAGACAUUCUAGCAACAAAAUACAGAUAAUAGAUUUUGGUCUAUUUAACCCAAAAAGGACAAUGCCACUGCUCUUCACUUGGGGAGAUCUGUGUGCAAAGGAAAGAAAUCUGAAUGCAGAGAUUCCAACAAUAGAAUUUCGGAUUCUUGGUGAAGAUCCAGGAAUCCUGCCAAAUCCACAUGCUCAUUAUGGUAUUCCUCAGGACUUCAUUAGUAUGCGUGCGGAUGGAAAUGAUUCGUCUGUAAUGGACUGCGUUGUUGAGGAAGUUGAGAAUCAGGGAUUGAGAGAAGCCACUGAAGAUGACUCAUAAAAUGCUUCCUUAUUAAGUGAUUUUAAAAAAAUAAUAUACUGAGACAUGGGAUGCAUUGAUUGUAAUCUCCAUAGAUAAGCCCAUAUUAUUUGUAUUUCUCUGCAUUUAAUGUCUCUUCUAGCUCUGGGUUUUCAAAGUGUGACCCAAAUCAAAUGCUCUGUGCCUCAUGGCAAUGGAUUGACAUUUUCUGAUGUAUUUGCGAAAAAUCUUUUUUUAUUUGUAAUGAUGAAUAAAACUGAAAUUCUGAAAUCUUGCUAGUUAGCAAUAGUUUGUAUAAAAUUAUGUACUAUAGGUGGUGCUGCAUUGGACACCCUUACUACCACUGGCAUUGAGCAGGAGUAUAUAAAUUGUGAUUUUCAUUUACAUUUUGUCAGAUACUUUGUGACAGCUGUAACCUGAAGUUGAAGUUCUACAAAAGAUGAUAAUCUUUUUAUUGUCAUCCUCUGCAUCAUUGGGUUUUUAGCUCAGGUUAAAUACUGUACAAAUCACACAAUAAAAACUCUGUAUUUUA